AUGGGUAACAAUAACUCGCAUUAUGAGCAUCAGCUUCAUGAAGAGCGGGAAAGGAGUCGAAGGCAGCAUGAGGCGGCCGAAAACCACAGGCGAUGGCUUGAAUCUGAAAGGGACAGAAUUGCGGCCGAGAAGGAAAGAGAGCUAGAAGCGCAGCGGCACGCACAAGCGGAGAAGGCGAGAGCCCUGGCCUUGCAGCACCAGGAGGAGAUGAAGAGGGCACAGGAGGAGAGGGAUAGGAUACAGCAAGAAAAGGAAAGAGCGGUGGCUGAGAAACAUGCAAACGAGUUGAGAUUGAUCGAAGAACAAGCGAGGAAGCAGGCGGAACAUCAGCAGGAGUUGCAAAGAGCGCAGGAGGAAAGGGAGAGGUUACAGGCUGAGAAUCAUGAGAGGGAGAUGAAAAGGAUUCAGGCAGAAAAGGAAGAGGAAAUCCGCAGAGGAGAAGAGGAGUUGAAGAGGUUAGAGGAGGCUCAUAGGGUGCAGGAGGAACUGCGCGCGCUCCAGGAGCAGAUGAGGUUGGAAGAAGAAAAAAAGAAGAUGGAGGAACUGGCGAGAAAAACAGAGGAAGAAGCGAGGAAAAGGGUCGAGAAAGAAAUCUACUUACGAGAAGAAGCCGAAAGAAACCUGCAGGAAGGGAUUCCGCCCGUUAAGUAUCCUACUGGCGAGGAGUUUCAUCUUAUGAGACAAAAGCUUGGAUAUCAGGAAGGCUACUUGCAUAUCGCUAUCACGGGCUGUUCUGGAUGUGGAAAAUCCUCAUUGAUCAAUGCUCUUCGUGGUCUCAAGAAUUCAAAUUCCCCCAAGGGGGGUAUCGCCAAAACCGGAACCAGCGAAACGACUACAGAAAUCGAACGAUAUUACGAUCCAGAUUCUUCUCGACAGUGGUUGGCCUGGUACGACGUACCUGGAGCUGGCACUGUAAAUAUCCGUGACUGGCAAUAUUUCAACGACCAAGGAUUGUACAUCUUUGAUGUCAUCAUAGUUGUAGCUGGCGAUCGCUUUACCCAGACGGACGUGGAGCUUCUAUUUCAUUGUAAACGCUUCGGUAUAACUGCAUUCGUUGUACGAUCAAAAUCGGAUCAACAAAUCGGGAAUCUCAUGGAGGACGACGACGGCGACAGCGACGACGAAGGUGACAACGAGGAGAGGAAGAGGAAUCGUUUAUUAGAAGCCCGUGGUAGGUAUAUUGCUGAUACGCGCAAUAAUUUCCAAGCCCUUUUGCAACAAGUCGGCCUUCCGCAACAGAAGGUUUAUAUCGUGUGUAAGAAUGCCCUCCGAUCUCUAGUGAAGGACUCAAAGAAAGCGGAUGUCAUCGACGAAGUGGACCUCAUGAGAGAUUUGACUCAAGUAGCGAAAGACAAGUGUCAGAGUUUUCUUCAAUGA
Messenger RNA from Morchella sextelata, 1377 nucleotides. RefSeq lists its product as uncharacterized. The record is from RefSeq and is a predicted model, not a curated record. The transcript is spliced from 2 exons. Bases 1 to 1377 code for a protein of 458 amino acids. Lineage: Eukaryota; Fungi; Ascomycota; Pezizomycetes; Pezizales; Morchellaceae. Gene Ontology annotation, molecular function: GTP binding. Gene Ontology annotation, cellular component: membrane.